CACCAUAUCGGGCUUAGACGUGUUUCAGUCGUUUCGGUUGUGCAUUUAUUUUGUGCUACGAACUGUACAAAACUGUGCUUUAAGUGUGGUGUUAAGGUUAAACAAACAAAGUCAAAUCCUCAGCAUCUGAUAGUGGCGGACUUUUGUGUGCACGCGUGUGUCCCGUUUUUCCAGAUUGUUAAAUCAUUAAUCUUGCAGCAGCCGACGUCGAGAUACGGUAUCUAAUCCGUGCUGAAUGCCGGCCUUCACAAUCGUAUGAGACACGACAGUGAAGCUUCCGUUAUCCGAAGUUUGUUUGUGUCCGGUUUGCCGGCGUGUUGAUCGCCACCCCGUGUGUGUGUGUGCAUUUAGAAAGGUUAAAUUUAAAUAAAAAGAUAAAGUGCAAAGUGUGCACCGCGAACCACUUCCUUGUGUAGUAACUCUGACUUUGGUUGAUUGGUUCGGUGGCGGAUCGAUCGGUUUUAAGGAUCGGUCUUUGGUUUUUCCAACACCAACAACAAACGCAAACGAUCGACUAAAGUCAGCGCCAAAACGAGUCGCUUAAAAAUAGAGGACCCUAAAAGGUUUGACCGUGGUUGAUUCGCGCUCGAGGUGUACAUUGUGUUUGUCGCGGUAACUUGUGUGUUUGUGUUCGCGAGAAAGGCUGUUUAGAUCAACGAUGGGUGUCAUCAAAGAUAACUUCAGCAAGAUUCGCGAGCAAUGCAAGGAACUGAUCCUCACAGACAAACAGAUCGAGGAGCUGAUGCGACGCGUGAUCAAGGAAAUCAACCGGGGAUUGAGCAAAGAAACGCACGCCGAGGCAGACGUUAAAUGUUUCAUCACCUACGUACAGGACCUGCCAAAUGGAAAAGAGAAGGGAAAAUUUUUGGCCCUCGAUCUCGGCGGCACCAACUUCCGGGUGCUGCUGAUCCACCUGAAGGAUGAGAACGACUUCGAGAUGCUGUCGAAAAUCUACGCCAUUCCACAGAGCAUCAUGCUCGGCAGUGGGUCGCAGCUCUUCGAUCAUAUUGCCGAAUGUUUAGCCAACUUCAUGAAGGAACACGCAGUCUAUGAGGAACGUCUACCGCUAGGAUUCACAUUCUCAUUCCCGCUAACGCAGCUUGGUUUAACCAAAGGUAUUCUAGCCCGGUGGACAAAGGGUUUCAACUGUUCCGGUGUCGUCGGUGAGGACGUCGUACAGCUGCUGAAAGAUGCCAUCGCCAGACGAGGGGACGUGCAAAUUGAUAUCUGUGCCAUCCUGAACGACACCACUGGCACGCUGAUGUCCUGUGCCUGGAAGAAUCACAACUGCAGAAUAGGACUGAUUGUUGGUACGGGCAGUAACGCAUGUUACGUUGAGCGGGUAGAAAACUGCGACCUCUUCGAUGGCCCCAAGUCCGGGCCUAACGUCAAGAAGCACGUUCUCAUCAACACGGAGUGGGGUGCGUUUGGUGACGAUGGUGCCCUCGACUUUGUCCGCACCGAGUACGAUCGCGAGAUCGACCAGCACAGCAUCAACCCGGGCCGGCAGUUGCAAGAGAAGAUGAUCUCGGGAAUGUACAUGGGCGAGUUGGCUCGUCUGGCGAUAGUGAAAUUCACGAAAGCCGGUCUCCUGUUCGGUGGUGUCGGGUCGGACAUCCUAUUCAAGCGCGGCCAGUUCUUCACGAAGUACGUGUCUGAGAUCGAGUCGGACAAACCGGGCACCUACACGUACUGCCGCGACGUGCUGGACGAGCUGGGUCUUGAGCACGCCACCGAUGAGGACUGCGCCAACGUGCGCUACAUCUGCGAGUGUGUCUCUAGCCGAGCGGCCCAUCUCGUAUCGGCCGGCAUCGCAGCGCUGAUCAACAAAAUGGACGAGCCGAGUGUAACGGUUGGUGUUGAUGGCUCGGUGUACCGUUUCCAUCCGAAGUUCCACGAUUUGAUGGUGCAAAAGAUCCGGCAGUUUGUCAAACCGCACAUUUCCUUCGACCUGAUGCUUUCGGAGGACGGUUCCGGUCGCGGUGCAGCCCUGGUGGCGGCCGUCGCCUGCCGUGAAGCCCAGUAAACCCCACCUUCCCCCGCGGUACUCGAGGUGACCGGAAUGCCGGUUGCGUUCCCACGAGCCAGCCUGCCGACCAUCCCGUACUACUACUACUAUUACUGCUAACUACUACUACUACUACUACACUUACUAGUGCGGUCGGAAAUCCGUUUUGAUAGACGGCAACCUGGUUGUUGUCCGUGCAGGUGUCCGGUGAAGCAGAAAGAUCCCUUCAGAUGCUUUCACUUUAGCUGCCGCACGCUGCUGUUGCACGAAGUGUGCAAGUGCUAUUGGGGGUCGUAUUGCGGUAAAACCGUACGAUUGUGUAUCGUUAUCACCAUGUGCUCCACUGUUCCAUCUGUAGAUUAUUGAAAAUCCUUUUAACCACUACCACCAACUACAGCUAUCGGACGUAAAUCCUUAAAUUUAAACACCGACCCUCGCGACAACAGGAUAAUCACGUACAAAGGAGCAGAGAAGAAAACAAAAAAAAAUAUAUAUAUAUAUAAACUCAGAAACGAUCCUCACCUCACGGACAGAGAGGAAAGAUGCAAAUAAUCAGGAAAAAAACAAAACUAGAGCAAACCCCACAUAUACGCGAACGUUCACAGUGUCACCCUCUAGCAUAACUAGUGAUUUAGAGUAAAUAUAAAUAGAGAAAUAUGUUGAACAGUGACUAUAGGAAAAUGAUACAAAACUGAAAAAAAAAACAAUUAGGAGUGCAAAUGAUCGGGCAGGAGUCGGGGCGGAGCGCAGCUACCCAACCAACUUC
Anopheles coustani is the source of this 2774-nucleotide messenger RNA. It is a transcript of the gene Hex-A, whose product is annotated as hexokinase type 2. The record is from RefSeq and is a predicted model, not a curated record. Lineage: Eukaryota; Metazoa; Arthropoda; Insecta; Diptera; Culicidae. The transcript is spliced from 9 exons. The coding region runs from base 659 to 2026 and encodes 455 amino acids. Gene Ontology annotation, biological process: glucose 6-phosphate metabolic process; intracellular glucose homeostasis; glycolytic process. Gene Ontology annotation, cellular component: cytosol; mitochondrion. Gene Ontology annotation, molecular function: fructokinase activity; D-glucose binding; ATP binding.